GUUUAUCAUCCUGGGAGGCAGUAACGGAGGCAACGUGUGUGCGCAGGCGCAGCAGCACUUCGCUCAACCGCAAUAAGCAAACAUGGCGGCGGCCGUCGACAGUGUUGUGAAAGUGCUGGGAGAGCAGUAUUACAGAGAUGCCAUGGAGCAGUGUCAUAGUUACAACGCUCGAUUGUGCGCAGAGCGCAGCAUCCUGAUGCCUUUUCUGGACUCUCAGACGGGUGUAGCCCAGUCCAACUGUUACAUAUGGAUGGAGAAAAGACACCGAAGUGCUGGUGUAGCUCCAGGACAGUUGUACACCUACCCUGCCCGUCGCUGGAGGAAAAAACGGCGUUCUCAUCCCCCUGAGGACCCCCGUUUGGCUUUCCCCCCUCUCAAAGCAGCGGAUUUGGACUUGGGGUUGAAGCGUGAUGCAUUGGGGACGGUGGAUGGCAGCAGUCUAGAGGCACUGCUAAAGGGCGAGCCCCUCGACAGGAGGAGUGGAGUGUCAGAACUCCGUGGUCCUGAGGAAGACCCAGCAACUGUGGAGCCUCCUGCCACAUCAGCGACCACUCACACUUCCUCUGGACGUAUACGCAAGAGAGUCCUGGACCAUGAUGACUACUUGGACGACCUGGAUGAUGAAGAUUUUGAAGAUGAGACCCCCAAGAGACGAGGCAAGAGCAAAUCCAAGGGUCGCAGCGACAAGAAUGGCAAGAAGAAACAGGAAGCUGCAGCUGCAGCGUUGGAGGAGAGGGACAAACCAUAUGCCUGCGACAUCUGUGGGAAGCGCUACAAGAACCGUCCUGGCCUGAGCUACCACUAUACACACUCUCACCUGGCCGAGGAGGAGGGCGAGGACCGCGAGGAGAUCGAGGCACCACCCACUCCUCGCCAGCCUGAGGAGCAGAAGACAACAAAGAAAGGUCCAAAUGGGCUGGCAUUACCCAACGAUUACUGUGACUUCUGUCUGGGAGAUUCCACCUUAAACCAAAAGACGGGGCAAUCAGAAGAGUUGGUGUCUUGCUCAGACUGUGGUCGCUCAGGCCAUCCAACAUGCCUUCAGUUCACACCAGUCAUGAUGGCUGCAGUAAAGACUUACCGCUGGCAGUGCAUCGAGUGCAAGUGCUGCAACAUUUGUGGCACCUCAGAGAAUGACGACCAGCUGCUGUUCUGUGAUGACUGUGAUCGAGGCUACCACAUGUACUGUCUGAGUCCCCCCAUGACUGAACCACCAGAGGGGAGCUGGAGCUGCCACCUGUGCCUGGCCCUGCUGAAGGACAAAGCCUCCAUAUACCAGCAGAACCAGAACUCUGCCCCAGAGUGACAUCAUGCAGCUAGUCCCACCCCCGUCCAUACAACACACCCUGCCCCACACAACUUCCUCCUGAUUGGAAAGUCAGAACUCCUCUCAGUCCGGAGCUCCAGGCUUAGUCCAGAUGUAGCUGAGCCAGAUCUUGGAGCAGCUUCUCAAGUCUUCAUAUCUGCAGUGUCAGAGGGGGAUCAGUCAAAGCGGGGUAAACUAUCACUACCAACCUGCCUCUAAUGCCUCUGAGGCUCACCAUCAAACACAUACAUUAUUGUGCACAUAUAUAGACACUCUCUCCCCUGGACUGUUGCACACACAGUAGAUACAGAGAGCGUGCAGUAACCAUAGAAACUGCUGUCUCCAUGGGAGCUCCCAGGAUUAGCAUCACAGCUAAUUAUCUGUACCCUUUCACAGUCAAAGACAUGGUGCGGACUGUCAAGAAAACACAGAGUCUCUUCUGCCAAAUGAUCUAUUUUUACUCUGAGCGUGGGAUAAAUAAAAAAAUCACCACCUUUAUGGUGGAGCAUUAUUAUAAUUAUUAUUAUUAUGACUAUUGUUAUUGUUCUGGUUACUAGUGGACUUUUGUAGUGGCAUUCAUCUGUGUUCUUAUGUCCAAUUGGAGCAUUUUUUUUUGUUCGUUUUGUUGUUUUUUUUUUUUUUCAGUUUCACUGAAGGGAGCUGAUCAGUGCCAAGGUCCACCACCAUUUGGAAUUUGAAGACCAUCAGAGCCUUUCACAAUCUUAACAUUUUACGUCUAUUUAAAUGCAGUGUGAUAAACACAGUCGAAAUCUUUAUUAUCAGCAAACAUGAAAACAAUAUUAGCCUUGACUUUAUCUGCUGUUAGCACAAAAUCUUUGGCCUUGCUACUUAUUUGAGAGUUGCAACAUAUCAAAUUCUCUUUUUUCUUCUGUUACUUCAACCAAACACUAUAAAACAGAUCAAACACUGAAUGAUGUUUUGGUAAGACACUUCUUUCUUUGCUGGCUUAUUGUCCUUUAUUUAAAAACAGUAUGCCAGGUUAAGACUGAUAAUGCUGUUCUUGUCAAGAUUUUUUUUUUCUCAAAGUCCAAUCCAGGAAGUUAGUCACCACAGAGGUCCGUCUUCAUUUUUGGUGCAAGCUUUUUAGAAACUGCAGUGACAUCAAAGUUGCUACAGUCAAACCAAUGUUGUACAGAAUUUAUGGCAUGGUUUGACUGUAACAGAAGCUGCUUUUAUCAUUCGUCACAAUGCGGUGGAUUUGCAUGCAGAUUGCACCGGUAUGAAUGCACACUCAUAUCACAACUCUUUAUUUUUGAUGUAUUGUUUGUUUUGUUUUUUACAUUUUAUAUUACCUGAUAUUCCAUUGGUACUGGGAGUUUUUUCUAGUAGAAUUUUGUAAAGUCUAUUGUAUGGCAACACUUCAAGUAUAUAGCUCCUAUUGCAUCUUAUGUACUGUACUGACUUUUUCUAUUUUUGUCAUGACUGUGACAUGUUUGAUUUUAUUUGAUUAUUCUGGUAUGUCAGACUUCCAUUAUGAGUAUUUGUAAAAUGAUGUACUUUGUUGUACUAUUUUUAUUUUUACAUUUCUUUGUUAUCAAAACCAGUUUAGCCUGUCUGAA
This is a messenger RNA of Cheilinus undulatus (humphead wrasse), 2886 nucleotides long. RefSeq names its product D4, zinc and double PHD fingers family 2, like (gene dpf2l). The coding region runs from base 83 to 1306 and encodes 407 amino acids. NCBI's taxonomy places the organism in Eukaryota, Metazoa, Chordata, Actinopteri, Labriformes, Labridae. Gene Ontology annotation, cellular component: nBAF complex. The transcript has 11 exons. The record is from RefSeq and is a predicted model, not a curated record. Gene Ontology annotation, biological process: nervous system development.